Messenger RNA from Gastrolobium bilobum, 528 nucleotides. RefSeq lists its product as uncharacterized. Bases 1 to 528 code for a protein of 175 amino acids. The transcript has a single exon. Lineage: Eukaryota; Viridiplantae; Streptophyta; Magnoliopsida; Fabales; Fabaceae. The record is from RefSeq and is a predicted model, not a curated record. Gene Ontology annotation, molecular function: acyltransferase activity, transferring groups other than amino-acyl groups.
AUGGCAAUAGAUUUGUCAAGGAUCUCUAUACGGCCAUUCAAGCUAAGCGAUGUUGAUGAUGUAUUAUUAUGGGCAGGAGAUGAUAGAGUAACUAAGAAUGCUAGAAUGGAGACUUGUGGUUCAAGGGUAGAGGCUUUGGCUUUCAUUAGAGAUGAAUACAUUCACCCAUUGGGAAGGUCAAUAUGCCUUGAUGACAUGUCCAUUGGGAUUGUUUGGGUGCUUCCUUGGCGUGGUGAUGAUAGGUAUAAAGCAGAUUUGGGGUAUGCUUUAGGGUUCAACUAUUGGGGCCAUGGGAUAGCCACCACAGCACUGAAGAUUGUUUUGUCCCAAGUCUUCCAAGAGUUCCCUCAUCUGAGAAGGUUGCAGGCUUUCACUCUUGUAGAGAACAAGGCUUCCCAGAGGGUAUUGGAAAAGGUAGGGUUCCAUAGGGAAGGACUGCUCAGAAUGUUCUUUAAUUUCAAAGGGAAAUUAGACGAUUUAUUUGUUUUUAGUUUUUUGUCAACUGAUGGAAUUCCUUAUUCAGUGUAG